AAGAGUUUAUUUUAUGUCGUGAAUCGUGUUAUUAAAAGUUAAAGAAUAAUAUAAUUGUAUUCUAUUUUACAGUUUAUAGAGUAACAAUUGAUUUUUAAGUAUCAUCUUAUAGUAUUUAUUAAAUAAAAUAAAAACGAACGCAUGACAGUGUAAUCAUGUCUGACGACAAAGAUAGCUCUGUCCCGCCAACUCAAGACAAGAUUGAAUUUAAAAAGCCUGUCCUUAUUGGUCGAAUAGGUAAACUUCCUAAAAAAGUGAAGAUCGAUGAGGAGAACCCACCAGAAAGUAGUAGCCAAGAGAAAAGGAACGAAAAUACAUCGGAAUUAAGUGUUAAAAGUUCAUUGCCGCCUGCUGUUUUGUUGAAGGAAAUAUUAACUCCUAUACCCUAUAAAGAGCCUAAAUGGUCCGGGUUGUGUCCUGACGGUUCCGAAUAUGGCUUGGAAGUUUUGAAAUCAGGAAUGAUACUUGAAAAGAUUGAGCUGACAAAUAAACCAUACUACGUGUUUGGACGACUUGCAAAUUGUGAUGUUGUGAUGGGACAUCCAACUGUUUCCAGGCAUCACGCAGUCCUCCAGUACAAAGCCUUUGCAGAAGAUGGAGAGCCAGCUUCCGGCUGGUAUAUAUAUGACCUCGGCAGCACACAUGGAACAUUCAUCAACAAGCAGAAAGUUAAACAGAAUCACUAUUUUAGGGUCAGAGUUGGUCAUCAGAUCAAAUUUGGGUCAAGUACAAGAACAUACAUUGUCUUAGGUCCCGAUUUCGAUAGCGAAGGUGAAUCAGAGUUGACGGUUACGGAGAUAAAGCAGCGUGCAGUGAAUAUGAAGUUGGAAAGAGAAAGGAUGAUACAAGAGGCCGCCGAACAGAGAGAGAGGAACAGAUUGGAGGAGGAGAAACGCAGGGACGAACAGGGUAUUGAUUGGGGAAUGGGCGAAGACGCAGAGAACGAGACCGACUUAGCAGACAACCCAUACGCUUCAACCGCUAAUGAGGAGCUGUACCUGGAUGACCCUAAGAAGACGCUCAGAGGUUACUUCGAGAGGGAGGGAUACGAGCUCGUGUAUGACUGUGAGGAGAGGGGAGUUGGACAGUUCCUUUGUAGGGUGGAGCUGCCGCUGGAGCAGGCGUCGGGCGGCUGCGUGCGGGCGGAGGCGCUGCACCGCGGGAAGAAGAAGGACGCCGUGGUGGCGUGCGCGCUGGAGGCCUGCCGCCUGCUGGACCGCGCGGGGCUGCUGCGGCAGGCCAAGCACGAAUCUCGUCGCAGGAAGCAACGCGAUUGGAGCGCUGACGACUAUUACGACUCCGACGAGGACACGUUUCUGGACCGAACGGGCAGCGUGGAGAAGAAACGACGGGCUAGGAUGGAGAAGCAUGGUGCUGUCGAGCAGGAAGUCAACAAACCACUGACUUACGACGACCUUCUUAAACAGAUAACAGAUAUAGAAAACAAGAUAUCCGCAGAAGAGAAAACAUUAGAACGUCUCAGGGCUACGAAUAAACCAACAAAGGAGACGAUGGAAGGAGAGGAUGCCCUGGACGAAUUCAUGAGUACUCUGGGUAAACAGGGGCAGAGUAUGGCGCAAAAGGCUGAAAUAUCAAAAACGAAGAUGAGCAUACAAAAGCUUAAAGCGGAGCUAUCGAAAACACAGCGGCUGGCUGAGCUUGCACGGCCUACGAACGCGCUGCCACAACUUAAGAAGGAUGAUACAAAAAUGGCCGUCAAACAAACCAACUCUGUAAUUUAUGGCAAAAGGUUACGGUUAAAAGAGGACAAAGAAAAGCAACCAAAAGUUAAAAAGGAAACGAAAGAAGAAGAAGAAUUUGUUGAAGAAAUGGACUCGGAUGAAGAACCAGAACCUUCUAAAGAAGUAACUGUUAAGAAAGAAGUAAAAUCGGAAGACAGUAUACCAGAAGCUAAGAAAGAAGAAAAAGUACAGACGGAAAAGAAAAUUUACGGUCCAAUGCGACCUCCAGAGAAUUAUGUUGUACCUGAUAAUUAUUUUGACCAAGAAACAGACAGAGAUCUACCAGAAAUAGAAGAAAAAGAAACAUAACAAUAAUAAAAACUUGAUACUAA
Messenger RNA from Vanessa tameamea, 2074 nucleotides. Its product is annotated as kanadaptin. Lineage: Eukaryota; Metazoa; Arthropoda; Insecta; Lepidoptera; Nymphalidae. The transcript is spliced from 10 exons. Gene Ontology annotation, molecular function: protein binding; mRNA binding. Bases 156 to 2051 code for a protein of 631 amino acids. The record is from RefSeq and is a predicted model, not a curated record.